GUCACAGGCAAGGGCCGCCAUUUUGACUGAGCAAUCCUAGUGACAGGAGCUGAAGAAGCAGCGCUGGUUGUCCCGUUUCCCCUCCCCCUUCCCUUCUCCGGUUGACCUCCCGGGCCCCCCACACUCCACAGUCCCGGUCCCACCAUGUCCCAGAAACAAGAAGAGGAGAACCCUACGGAAGAGACCGGCGAGGAGAAGCAGGACACGCAAGAGAAAGAAGGUAUUCUCCCUGAGAGAGCUGAGGAGGCAAAGCUAAAAGCCAAAUAUCCAAGCCUAGGACAAAAGCCUGGAGGCUCCGACUUCCUCAUGAAGAGACUCCAGAAAGGGCAAAAGUACUUUGACUCAGGAGACUACAACAUGGCCAAAGCCAAGAUGAAGAAUAAGCAGCUGCCCAGUGCAGGACCAGACAAGAACCUGGUGACCGGUGACCACAUCCCCACCCCACAGGAUCUGCCCCAGAGAAAGUCCUCGCUCGUCACCAGCAAGCUUGCGGGUGGCCAAGUCGAAUGAUGCUGCCCGGGGCUCCGCCAGAUCCUGAGACGCUGCCCCCUGGGUCCUGUGCUGGCUCCUGCCCCUCCCUGCUUUUGCAGCCAGGGGUCAGGAGGUGGCUCGGGUGCGGGCUGGAGAGGCAGAAGCCCCUGCCCGUCGGUGUCCCAGCGCAUGGAGCCCCUUGGGCCGAGCACCAAGAUCUUGACUCUUUUUUGUUUUUCCUUUUUUUUCCAAGUAAUUGUUGGGAGACAUCUCAGUGAAAUUCUGGGGGGGGGGGGGUGGGGGGGGUGGGGGGUUGAGAGGGUGGAGUGGGAGAUGUAAGGGGUUAUGAAUUAGGACUUAGAAUUGAUAACAAAAACAUUCCUAACUAUCCUCCUCCUUAGCCUUGUGGCUGGGGUGGAGUGGGGGUGGGGUGGGGGAGUGAAGUGGACUAAAGGUGAGGGGUUCUAAUUGAGCUGUGUAGAAGAGUGCCUUGCUAGCUUGGAUAUGACUGGGGACCUGAUGUCAGAUAAAAGAAACUGUCUAAAUAUGAAAGAUGUAGAUGACUCCUCUGGUUCUGCAGAACAGGCUAAGAGCUGAAUGUUUAUUGUUUGGGUGGGGAAAAAGUGCUGUCCUUGAAGUAGAUUUGCUGCGGGAAGAAGGGCAGUGAGUGUGGGAGAAAGGGGAUGAGCGUGGGGAGCACUGCAGAGCCCAGGGGACUUUCUCAGUAUUUGAAAUAAAAAACAAACAAGAAGAUCCACGGGAAAAAAAAACAAACCAACCUAGAAAUUCUGUGCAGCAGUUGGUGUGUUUUAUUGGGGUUUGGUGAAAGGGAAGAAAAUAAGACUGAAGACAGCAUUCAGGAGAAGCUGUUGUGGGGUUCUGAGCCCCUAAGGAACAGGGGCCCUUCAGAUGGGAUGUGUCUGGGUUCCCCGUUUCCAUCAUUUAGGGAGAGGGUGCAGGGACAUUGGCAUAUAGACCAGGACUUCUAUAGCUAAUGCAAAGAUGACUCUUCCUCAGGUUCUGACUCACAAAAUGAGGGGUUUGCAGUGUUUGAUCUGAAGGGUUUAUUGACACCUGAAGACUACUCCAGGCUAAGCAUGAAAGGAAGCCACUCUGUUUUCCCUUUCAGUCUUGCUCUCCUUCUCAAGUUCCUGUGUCUCUGGAGAAUUGUAACCACUAGUUAUCAGCCUUUCUGCUAGCGGCCAGCAGGAGGCAGAGUCACUUCUUUCUUCAUGAUGUGCUAACCAUUGCUGGAAUCCUGCCACUGAAAGGGGUUUAAAACUAUCUGUGAGUGUAAUAUACAAAAGAAGUGUUGCCAAAGGAGAAACAGACUCACACUUUUCUUCUGUCACACUCACACCAAUCUACUAUGUUUGAAGAUGGAAACUUGUCCAUUUGCCCAAGGAGAUUUUAGGCAUAAAGGAGAUUUUAUGAUUAGGAGAUUUUACCAUAGUUAUCUUCUCAAAUGAGCAUGCAUCAAGGAAGACAGAAUCCUGGAGACAAUAGAUAUUCUAGAGAAAUUUCUAUCACAUUGAGAGGGUGGAGUACUUUUAAACUAGAGAAGGAAUGUUGUUCUCAGCGUGUGAUUCAUUCUCUCUUCUUAAUCAGAAACUUUCCAAAUAAGUUUUCAGCUUCUCAGGAAGCUGACUUGCUCUCUCCUAAUUUAGUCAGGGGACUGCAAUGCCUCCUAACCAUCAGCCUUUCUGAACAGCAUGCUAGACACUGAACUAGGUGGUUUGGAGAUACAUUAGAGAAAGGCAAGCCCCACCUUUAAUGGGGUUUCUUAUCUAACUGGAAGAAAAUACAUGAAAAAGUUCAUACACCUCAGUAGCAUAAACUUAGCUCUUAAAGCCAGGAGAUGUAUGAGUGUUCAUUAUGAUGGGGUUUCUGAGUCUUAUUCCCCUUAAACCAGUCCCAUGACCUCUUUAUGAGCACAUUGUCCCUACUUUUGGUUUGCCAAGUGGCAACAGCUGGGCAAUAAGGUCAACAAGGCUCCAAAUGUGGAAGCAUCUAGUUAAGUUCCAUUUAAUAUAAAGAGAAGGGACGUUGACAUAGAAAUAAGUUAUUUAUAAGGUAGCAGUGCUAGUUUACUGAAGACCUUGAGUUAGCAUCUCUUAACGUUUAGGCUUUUACAUGCUUUUUCCAUUACUCUUGGCUUUCCUGGUCCUUAAGUUUAAGCUGUAGCCUUAGGAGUCCUGGGGUGCCCAGAAAUGGUCAUUGCUAUUUCUGUUCCAGCUUAAAACCUGCCUUUCCUUUUUCUUUACUCCCAUACGGCAGGGCUAGGCAGUCAGGAAGCCCGAUUCUGCAGUGCUUCCAAAAGCUGUUCUUGCCCAUUGUUUUAGCUUAGUGUUUUAUCUUUAAUCCAAAGAGUGGAUUCAAGGGUUCUGCCACUCCUCCAGCAUGGUGGAGUGAUAAUUGUGUUGACAUGUCUCUCAGUUGAGCCGUCUGAUAUGCAGGGUGGCAGGCAUGAAGUCACCAUUAUUGUUGUCCAGCCACAUUUAUUUUAAUCUGAUGUGGCCUGAGCGUGGAAAGCACAAGCGAGAGAAAAAGCCGGGAGAAUUGCCAUUGACGAUCGCUCCUGUUGGUCUGCCGGCCGCACCCACACGCAGCCCGCAUAUGUGCAGUGCCCUUUGCUGGACCUGGAGGGAGGUCACCAAGGAAAGGAGAGGUCUCUUCCCUCGGAAGCUAAGGUAUGACUGGCAUGCAAAUAAACAAUGUAAUAAGACCCCACAGAGCACACGGGAUCUUAACUCCCUGACCAGGGAUCAAGCCCAUGCCUGUGGUGCAAGCAUGCAGUCUUAACCACUGGGCCACCAGGAAGGUGUCCAGAUUACCGUAGUUCUAAGCAGAAUUCCUGUGAACCAAGAGGAGGGUCAGGAGAUGAGUUGUUGGCUGAAUUUCCUUAGAGAUGGGUGACUGACUUAAAAAGGCCCCCCCAUGCUUGGGCAGUGAUAUUUUAAUUCACAAGUAACUGUUGAACUCUGACUUUGGGGAAAUACUAGCAGUUUUUGACUCUUUGCAAUUGGAAGAAUACUAGCAGUUAUUGGGCAAAUGAGCAGUGUAAGAGAUGGUGUCUGCCCUGGAAGAACUUGAAGCCUCACUGAGACAGCACUUUUACACAUAAUGCAAGAUAGUGGUAAAGGAAUUCUGAGAAUGGAAAAUUCAAAGGGCUGGAAUCAUGAGGUAAAUAUUAAUGGAAGAAAUGGAAAUUGAACUGGGCUUUAAAAGAUGGGUAGUAUUAAAAAAUCUAGUUCAGUUAUUGAUAAGUGCCUAUAAUAUGGCCCUGGAGUAGGAAAUGGAAACCCACUCCAGUAUUCUUGCCUGGGAAAUUCUAUGGACAGAAGACCCUGGUAGGCCACAGUCCAUGGGGUCGCAAAAGAGUCAGACACCACUUAGUGACUAAACAAACAACUUUCAAGGAGAUUCCACUCUGGUGGGGAAACUACACAUGAAAUCAUGCUACCGUGUUAAACUUGCAGCCGUAGAAGCUUAGCUACAUAGAGGAAUAGGGACAAGUAUUUAAUAGUAGUUACAUCUAGCCCAUUGCUAAGUCCUUAAUUUACAUCAUCUCAUUUAAUCCUCACAACAGUUCUACAAAGUAGAUAGUAUUGCCAUUAUACAAGUGAGAAAACUAAAUCAGUAACUUGGCCAAAUCACACAGCUUCUGAGAGUGGAGGCAGAAUCCCAGUGCCUGCAAUGGGAUGGCGAAAAGAGUGAUCUGGAAACGCUUCUACUACCUGGCCUGGUUCAAUCCCUGAUUAGGAAAUUAAGAUCUCACAAGCCACACGGCACACCCCAAAAGAAAGUAAUCAGGAAAAGUUUCAUGGAGCAAAUUCUGAAGGAGAAACAAGAUUUUUCUAGAAAGACGUGAAAGGGCAUUUUGGUAGAAGGACCAACACUAAGAGAAGGAUGAGGCAAUGUGGAAUCUGCUGAUUUUGCAGUACAGUAUCAAGUGAGUCCUGGGGAGGGACUGGAGACCAGGCUACAAAGGCAGACAGAAGGAUAUGAUUUGCAGGCAGGCAUAGGAACCACGGAGGUGACUGCAAAGAAGAAAUCUAGUUGGUUCUGUGUUUUAAAUAGGUCACUGCCAAAUCGUGUGGAGAUGAAAUUUAGUUGUUUAGUCACUCAGUCGUGUCCAGCUCUUUGUGACCCUAUGGACUGCAGCAUGCCAGGCUUCCCUGUCCUUCACCAUCUCCCAGAGCUUGCUCAAACUCACGUCCACUGAGUCAAUGAUGCCAUCCAACCAUCUCGUCCUCUGUCAUCCCCUUCUCCUGCCCUUAAUCUUUCCCACCAUCAGGAUCUUUUCCAAUGAGAUUUAGAAGUGAUAGAUUUAGUGAUGGACGGGUUCUAGCAUCAAGUUUCCUGGUUUUGAAUCCUGAUUUUUAUACAUUUGAAUGACUUGAGACAAGUUUCUUAAACUGUCUUUGCUUCAGUUUACUUGUUUCAUAAAAUAGGAAUGAUGUAGUACCCACUGUACUGGAUUGCUGUGAUGAUUAAACAAGAUAGAACAUGUAAAGCCCUUACUUCAGGGAUUGCAGCAGUGCCUAAGAUAUGGUUCCUGCCCAGGGAGCUUAUAGACUAUUGAGGGAUACACUGAAGAUAGGUAGAGUGACAAUAAUUAAGAGUACAAGGAUUCAGAGCUAAGAUAGGGAAGAGCAUAAAAUGCUCUGGAAGUACAGAGUCUGGGCACCUAAUUUGAGUAAAUGGGAGAACAGCCAGGAAAAUCCUUACACAGAGAGUAGCUUCUGAGCCAAAAUAUGACAGAGUAGUAGGACUUAGGGAAAGGGGGCCUUCCAGGUAGAAGGAACAGUCUGAAAAGAUGGAGAGGUAUUACAUUCUGAAAACUUAAAAUAAUUGAGUAACUAGCAUAGUAUGAAAGGAAUGAGGCUGGAGCUGGGUGGAGGUAACCCAGGGUUAGGUCACAAAGGGCCCAUUAGGCUUCAUCCUAGAGUCAGUGUGAAGCUGCUGAAUAAAGAUUUUGAGCAAGGCAGUGACAUGAUCAGAUUGGCCCCUUAGAAUAAUCUUUCUGAUUGUAGUGUCAGUAGGAGCUAGAAAUGGUAAAAUGGGUGUAUUAAAGAUACUACUAAUGGGAUGGAAAAAUUGGAAAAGGGAAAGGCUAUUGUGAAAAGGAAGAUGAUGAAUUCAAUUUGAGACAUAAGUUUAACAAACAUCUAAGUGGAGAAUUCUGUACUUGUAAAGUGUUAAAUAACCAUGGGUUAGUUGAGGUACAAUAACAGCCUGUAUGUAGCUACAGUACUAUAGGUUAGAUAUGAUGAGGAAAUAAGGUAAUGAUAGUGGGGAUGAAGACUGAACAGACUCAAGAGAUAGAUGAGAAGUACAAUCAACAGAAUCUGAUGUGAGGAGUGGGACUCGGGAAGAGACAGGACUCUAUUAAAAAAUCCUGAGGUAAACUAUGAUGCCGUAAUCCAGAAAGAGAAUACAGCUGGAAGAGCAAGUUUGGCAUGGAAGACAAUGAGUUCAUUUUGCAGUAGAGUUGAUGUGAGGUGCCUGUAGGACAUCCAAGAAUAGGUUACUAGAUUUAUGUUGUUACUGGAUUUAUGCAUCUAGAGGUUGGAGAAAAUUUAAGAAUAGGAGAUACAAAUUCUGUAGACCUCAGGAUACACUAGUAAAGCCAUGGACAUGUAAGUACAGAGAGCAGAAAGACUGACACACUGACCCGAUGAAGGCUGACACCUGAAGGAAACACAAACAGGCUCACCAGAAUAGUCAGGAUGAUGUGGUGCCCAAGGACAGAGUUAAUGGAGAAACUGAAUCGGUCAGUGGUGUAAAGUACUGUUACAAGUUACAUUUAAAUCUCACUGUGUGAUUAAGUGUUAGUCGCUCAGUUGCAUCCAACUCUUUGCAACCUAGUAGUCUGUAGCCUGCCAGCCUCCUCUGUCUAUGGGAUUUUCUUGGCAAGAAUACUGGGGUGG
Molecule: messenger RNA, 6404 nt
Organism: Cervus elaphus (red deer)
Lineage: Eukaryota; Metazoa; Chordata; Mammalia; Artiodactyla; Cervidae
Gene: ENSA
Product: endosulfine alpha
Exons: 5
Coding region: 145-510 (121 amino acids)
Cellular component (GO): cytoplasm
Molecular function (GO): protein phosphatase inhibitor activity
Source: RefSeq, a predicted model, not a curated record